Molecule: messenger RNA, 2405 nt
Organism: Ochotona princeps (American pika)
Lineage: Eukaryota; Metazoa; Chordata; Mammalia; Lagomorpha; Ochotonidae
Gene: DNALI1
Product: dynein axonemal light intermediate chain 1
Exons: 6
Coding region: 46-891 (281 amino acids)
Cellular component (GO): filopodium; axoneme
Molecular function (GO): dynein heavy chain binding
Source: RefSeq, a predicted model, not a curated record
CACCCCGCGCUCCCGCCGCCCCGCCGGGCCGGGAGGAGGGUUUCCAUGGUGACGGCAAACAAGGCCCAGUCAGGAGAAGGUGCCGCCACCGGGGCUGCCACCCGCACCGCCGCCAUGAUCCCCCCAGCCGACUCUCUGCUCAAAUACGACACCCCGGUGUUGGUGAGCCGGAACACGGAGAAACGGAGCCCCAAAGCUCGGCCCCUCAAGGCCAGUUCCCAGCAGCCUGGACCCUCCAGUCCAAUCCCACAGACAACCAAGACCAAGCUCCCCACCACAUCCUGCGUUCCCGAUCCUACAAAGCAGGCAGAGGAAAUCCUGAAUGCCAUUCUGCCCCCCAGGGAGUGGGUGGAAGACACGCAGCUAUGGAUCCAGCAGGUGUCCAGCACCCCCAGCACCAGGAUGGACGUGGUGCACCUCCAGGAGCAGCUGGACUUGAAGCUGCAGCAGCGGCAGGCCAGGGAAACGGGCAUCUGCCCAGUCCGCAGGGAGCUCUAUUCGCAGUGCUUUGACGAACUCAUCCGGGAGGUCACCAUCAACUGUGCCGAGAGGGGGCUCUUGCUGCUGCGAGUCCGGGACGAGAUCCGCAUGACCAUCGCAGCCUACCAGACCCUGUACGAGAGCAGCGUGGCCUUUGGCAUGAGGAAGGCACUGCAGGCCGAACAGGGGAAGUCAGACAUGGAGAGGAGAAUUGCAGAACUGGAGGCUGAAAAGAAAGAUCUGGAGAGGCAAGUAAAUGAGCAGAAGGCUAAAUGUGAGGCCAUUGAGAAGCGAGAGAGUGAAAAGCGCCAGGUGGAGGAGAAGAAACACAAUGAGGAGAUUCAGUUCCUAAAGCGGACGAACCAGCAGCUGAAGGCCCAACUGGAAGGCAUUAUUGCACCAAAGAAGUGAUCAUUUCCAUAUGGGCCUCAGCAAGCAUGACGACUCGGUCAUAAGCCCUUGGUAAUAAAAAGCUAGUUUCCUGAGUGAACAAGCCAUCCCCUUCCCUGAUCACCACCUACAUGUGCCAACAGCCACCUGAGGUCUGGCAGGAGGCUCCCAGUUGGGCAAUGGAAGGUGGCGUAGCCAAGUCUCCGAAUGUGGCUUACUCACCAACCUUGGUCUUUGCCAACUCAAACAGCAAGACUCUGAAAAGUAACUGCUCCCCUCUGCCAGGACUAACUUCUGGCCAAAUGAAGCCAUCUCUCUGUCCCUCGAAGUCUGGGUUUAUGAAGCACCUGCAGCCCUACCGUGGCAUGCCUGGUCUCAGGCCUUCCCUCACUGCGUGUCGGAACAUAGCCAGUAACUCAUGUUGGAGCUUUGCUUUUAUCCUGGAGCAUCUUCUCCCCAUCUACCCAGUCCGAUGGCCCCCUCCUCCUCAGGUUCAGACUGCCCAGGUGAGGGAACACCCAGAGGCCAGCCUGCAGCUUUGGAGGAAGAACACGUUUGCUGGAAGGGAAGCCAGGCCAAACGUCCCUGUGGUCCGUGUGUCCCCAAGCGCCUCCUCCACCAGACACAGAACUUGGCCCCCUUGCUCGGCACAGCUCAGACCCCAGCUCGUCUAAUCCAUGGAGAGGGGGCCAAAUCUCAAUCACGGUUCUUGUUCCUAAUGAUCAGACCAGGCCCUGUAGACCUAAGGUAAAACACAGGGAAGCCGCAGACACUUUUAGUAUGGCACUCAGAAGACUGAAUUAGUGGCAAAAACUUGCAAUUUUGGGCAGACCAGGGUGGCAAGCUGGGCGACUCUCCUCCGAAGCUGACCAGCAGUGUUAGCUAAGAAAUCACUCCCAAUUCCCCUGGCCUCCAGUACCUGGCAUCCCCUUGAGUCCGAAGAGCCUUCCUCCUCUUGGCAGAGCUCUGAUCUGACACCUCUCCUGCUCAGGGUUUCACGGCUGCUUGCCAGAGCGAGAGCCUCAUAAGAGGAGCAGUGCUCCCUGCAGCCAGAAGCCACCCCACUCACUCACAUCUGGAACGUGCCGUCCCAGCUCUUCCCCUGGGCAGGUGCUGGAAGACCACAAGGCUCCAGGGUCAUGACCUGCCUGUGCUGUCACUCCACAAGAAGCCAAUGGGGCCACCUGGUAGGCUCCAUGAGGGGCAGAAUUUGCUGGAGCUUUUCCCUUACACAUGAAAGGCCAGGCUGUCCACCAACACCUGUGCCAUGCUCUUCUUCGGUUCCAGACGGCUAACUCCCGGCACAAAAGGCCACUUCCUGCCUUGCACUCCCACCUCCUGGCUUUGCCAGAUGCUUUAUGGAGUGGGACUUCAGUAAGGAACCGAGAGGGCCACCUGAAGCAGGAGUGCCAAUGGACUUGAACCUGAAACCUGGAGGCAGGAGGGAGCUUUCCACUGUCUUCACUAGCUCUGAUUGAUGGCCUCACAGGUAGACCUCAAACAAGCAUUAUGGCUUUAGAAAGGCCAACAGCGUG